Messenger RNA from Bactrocera oleae (olive fruit fly), 4738 nucleotides. RefSeq names its product scab (gene scb). Gene Ontology annotation, molecular function: integrin binding. Gene Ontology annotation, biological process: cell-cell adhesion; cell adhesion mediated by integrin; cell-matrix adhesion. NCBI's taxonomy places the organism in Eukaryota, Metazoa, Arthropoda, Insecta, Diptera, Tephritidae. Gene Ontology annotation, cellular component: integrin complex; external side of plasma membrane. The record is from RefSeq and is a predicted model, not a curated record.
AACUGAGUUGCGCGCACUUUGCCGACCGUUAGUCUUGGCUGUUGGAAAACUUUGCUCGGUUAGUCGAUUGCGAACGCGCAGCUAAGCGGGUUGUUUGGAGUAAAUUAGUUAAACCGUUCGUUAGUUAGUUAGUGAAUUAGAAGUAAGCGCAAACAUACGCAUAUUGUACAACGAUAAAAGCCGUUGCUAUCGGCUCAAACGUGCGAUCGAUUAAUUUAACGAAAACAAAAGUUUGAAAUAGUUUGUAAUUCCAAAAAAUUAUUUAAAAUAAAAAAUAUUUAUUGCUAAAAAUGGUGCUUAAGAGCCACUCACACAUAUUAGUGCUUUCGCUGGUGUUUUUAACGCUGUUUCACCAAUUGGUGGCAUAUAAUUUGUCACCGAAGCCGAAUAUGAUUGUUAAUGAUCCACAAUUCGCCACCGGCAUGCCAAAAGUCGAGUCUUCUUACUUUGGUUUUACGAUCAACUUGCGGCCGUUGGGCAUAAUUGUGGGUGCACCACGUGCUCAGUCCACACUACCAGCGCAGCGAAAUGUCAAUGAAACUGGUGCCAUAUAUCGGUGUACUCUGUCGCCGACUUCCACAUGUAAUCCAUAUGUUAUAGAUGACAAAGGUAAUCGCACACUCGAGAGGACCGACUCGUACACUUACGAUAAUGAGGCGCGUGACUUUCAGUGGCUAGGCGGUGCCAUGGACGGCGGCACAAAGGAUACCGAUAAACUGCUCAUAUGUGCACCACGUUUUCUGGCGCCCACCGCUAGUGAUUACUUAAUGAAUGGCGUGUGUUACUGGGUCGCCGAUACGCUCAACGAUAAUCCUAAAGAUGUGCAAAGGAUUUCACCUUUAAGACUCAAGGAACUGCAAAUGAAAACCGUUAAUAAUCACCGAACUUUUUUUUAUAUGCUUGCCGAGGAGGGUUUGAGUGCGCAUGUUACAGAUAAUAAUGAGGAGUUUGUCAUUGGUGCGCCAGGCAUAAAUACGUGGCGUGGAUCGACGAUACAUUGCCGCAAGCGAUUCGAGGAAGAUCCCACGCUGAGUCGACGUGAUACGAGCAGUCAGUCUAGAAAGCGUGUGACAAGAGAUCUUGAAUUUUCCGGCCAAUAUACAUUGGACACUGAAGAAUUACAAAAUGAUUCAUACUUCGGUUAUGCUGUUGGUUCGGGUUACUUCGAUAGCAACAACAAGAAUCAGCUAUUGUAUGUAGCUUCGGCGCCACAAGCCAACCUGCAGUCAGGCGAGGCCUAUUUGUAUAAAUACUCGGAAGACAGUCUGCUCAAAUUGAAGCGUAUCUAUGUGUUCCGUGGUGAGAAGUUUGGUGAAUAUUUCGGUUACUCACUGAUCACUGAAGAUCUUAACGGUGAUGGGCUCACCGAUGUCGUUAUCUCAGCACCACAAUACUCCGUAGCGGGUUAUUUCGAUAAUGGUGCCAUCUAUGUUUUUCUCAACAAGGGAAAUUUUAAUUUCGAAAGAAAAGUAAUCGUAUCGCCGAUGCAAGGCAAGGCACGUUUCGGUACGACCCUCAGCCGCUUGGGUGAUAUCAAUCAUGAUGGCUUCAAUGAUAUCGCAGUUGGCGCACCAUUUGCCGGUAAUGGCGCUGUCUUUGUCUACCUCGGCAGCACGAACGGUUUACGGGAAGAGCAUAGCCAACGUCUGGAUGCGCCAGAGUCGGUGAGCAGCAAAUAUGGUGAGCACAUGUUUGGUCAUGGGCUCUCCAGGGGUGUCGAUAUCGAUCGCAAUGGCUUCAAUGACUUUGCCAUCGGUGCACCGAAUGCCGAAGCGGUUUUCGUCUAUCGUGCCUAUCCAGUUGUUAAGAUACACGCUGUUGUCAAGUCGGCAACACGUGAAAUCAAAACCGAUCAAAAUUCAUUCAAAAUCACUGCCUGCUAUAAAAUCAGCACCACGUCUACACAAUUAACCGGUCAGGAUUUGGCGGUACGCAUUGUCGUGGAUUCACAGGUUAAGCGCGCUAAAUUCAUACAGACACGCACGAAUGAGAUCAGUUUUAAUGUAUCGGCGGGACUGCAGGAACAAUGUCGCACGUUCGAUUGUGAAGUAUACACAAAUGUGGCGGAUAUAUUCAAGCCGAUCGAAUUGGAGAUGCAUUACGAUCUCAUUAAUGGUGUGCCGAAAACGGAAGUUUUCUGCGAUAAAUGUGCCGCCGUUGAUCCCGCAGAACCGACCAUAUAUAGAGAGAAAAUUAUCUUCAGCACUGGCUGCAGUUCCGACAUUUGUGUAGCUGACCUAGAAGUUAAAAGUCGAGACUUGAAUCACACAUAUAUACUUGGCAGCAGUCGUACGCUAUCCGUCACCUAUGACAUAACGAAUCACGGUGAGACCGCUUAUCUACCUCAAAUCAGUCUCACUUCAUCGAACCACAUGCCAUUCGCCAAGAUACCAGGAACCUGUCGUCCUAAAGAAACUGAUUAUUUAGAAUGUGACUUAAAAAGUAAUGAUGUGUCGAUGGCAAAAGGCGCCACCACUUCAUUUACCGUUACUUUCGAUGUUUCGAGUAUAACGGGUAAAGCAAUGAUAUUGACUGCUAAAGUUUUCAGUACCGGAAAAGAGGCGAAUGAAGCCAAUAAUGUCGCGACCGAUGUCAUAACACUGGGAGAAUUCACGGAAAUCGAUGUUGUUGGUAUACCCAAAACAAAGCACAUCAAUCUGGAAGAAGUGAGCAAUUCCUCGCAAAUAAUCAAUAACUAUGAGAUAAAAAGUAUGGGACCCAGCACGGUUGGUACUAUAGAUGUGGUAUUUUAUAUACCGGUAGCAUACAAAGUACCCGGUACUACGAACACCAUACAAAUCGUGGAAAAGGAUAGAAUAAAUAUGCAGGCCGUAAGUGAUGCACAAGUCGUUGCCAUCGAUUAUUUUGAAAAUAAUACACAGCUUAUGAUGAAUGCGAUCGAAAUCACGUCGAGCACACACAGCACGACCAGUAUCAACUCAAACAUACAAAUAUACAAAGAGAAACAGUUUAGUUCAAGUUACGAAUCGAUGGGCCUCUAUGAUUUGCCAGUCGAAAGCGAGAAUUACUAUAUCGAUGACAGCUCGCAAAUGUCCAUACGACGAAAACGGGAAGUUGCUGCCAACACGGCCACCAAAGCGCAGUACGAGCGCAUCGUCAAGGCGCACGAGCUGUUGGGUGAGGAUCUCAAGGGUAAAUUGCCCGUGAAUCGUACGAUAGUCUUCAACUGCCAUGACCCGGAGAUGACAGUUUGUGUGCGCGCCAUUAUGCGUUUGUAUAAUUUCAAGCCGGAAAAGCCGCUCACUGUCAGUAUGAAAUAUCAAGUCGAUCUGAGAGAGAUCAAUCAAAUUCUGAUUGAACCAUGGGAAUAUUUUGUUAUACUUAUCGAUGUGGAUGUGAAAAAAAUCGGCGACUUGCAUAAAAAUACUUUGGCGAUACGUAAGAGCAUAGAUUAUAAUAUUGUGUCGAAACAUCAGCUCUAUGGCACACCAAUCUGGGUCUAUAUAUUGGCUGUAUUGGGUGGACUGUUGCUAUUGGCGGCAAUCACAUACGCCAUGUAUAAGCUCGGUUUCUUCAAGCGCGCCAAGAAAGAACAAAUGGAUGCAUUGGUGCAUCAAGGCUCAACGCAACCGGCACAAGAUGUAGAGCCAGAAGCCGAAAAUCUUAACACCGAAAGGAAUUAAAUGUGGAAGAGUAAUAAAAAUAUAUUUUUUAUAUAUAUUUUGUUAAUUUUUAAAGCAAUUAUUUUGGCUGAACGGCUUUAUCAUCACACAAAAAAUGUGCGCUUGGUUUAACUGAAAAUAACGAGUUCAUUAGUUCAUCAUUUUCUUACUUUUCUAAAAAGCAGGAAAUGUUAAAUUAUCUGCAACUCUUACUGUUUUUAUUUAUAUUUUUAUUUUUUUAAGUUAUUCUUUUUUUUAAAUUUUACUUCUUAAAAACUGAAAUCACACGAUUUAAAAGAGAAACACACACGAAACCAAAUGUACCAAUCGAUUUAAGCGUUGCAUUCUAUUUAUAUAUUUAUAUUUUGAUUGUAUUGUAAAUUGUAUAGACUUUAGUUAGGCGCUUUUUAUAAAAAGGAUAGCAUGUAAAUUAAAAUAAAUAUGACAGAGCAGAACAAUAAUUAGUUUAGGCUUAGUAGCUGCCAUGUGUACAUAUAAGUAUGUAGUUAUGUUAAGUUGCUACUUAAAGGGUGUUGCCGAUCAAUUUAAGAGGUGCAGAAUUUAGAAAAAAAAAAUUUUUUUAAACACAGUAAAUGUGAAAAAUAUUAUAUAUUACUUUGAAAGUUGAAUAAAUUUUUAUACUUUCUUCUAAAUCCAUUUAUUGGUGGCACCCUGUGUACAUAUGUAUGUAUUGAAUAAAAUAAUAUAAAUUACAUACUAAUACUUUAUAGAGGUAUGUAUUUCAGUAUGUUCUCUAUAAAAUUGAAAUUUCCAUAUUCAUAUGUAUGUAUAUGGAAUGCAAUAUCCUUUUGUGAAAAAAAGACUUUUUGUUAAUAGAGUGCAUUUAAGAUAAGUUGAAAUGAAAUAUUUCUGUAAAAAUAAUAAUAAUUGCCAAUAGUUGUCGUCUCCUUUAAGCAUUAGCUAAGUUAAUGUAGGUAUAUGCUAUAUACUUACAAUUGAGUGAUCUUCAGGAAACUUUGCAGUCACUAAAUAACAGAACUAUUUAUAUAAGUCAAGUAUUAUAAUAGUGAAAUAGUGUUUUUAUGAAAGUGAUUACCUUUAGUUUUAAGUAUCUUGAAAAUUUUAUCGUAUUUUUUACAAAUAAAAUACAAAUU